ACAGAACAACCAAACGAACAAAAUGAAUAAAACACCGGUAGAGAUCCUAGGGGCAAGGCAUCCACUGAGCAAAGAAGAAAUAAUGAGAACUUCCAUGAAAUGGGAGAAACGCACAAAAAAACUGACCACCAAAUGGCCAGCGGAGGGAACAUUGGAUGUCUCUGUGUGUGAGGAAAUGGAGACACUGAUAAAGAACUACAAACCAAAGGACAAGAAACAAAAAAGAAGAGAUAAACGGGAAAGAGAGAAUGAAAUAUUAAAAAUGUUCAAAGAAGAAGGAACUGGUUUGUUAAAAAGCAUGAAAACAGCAAGAGAAAUGCUGAAGAGAGAUGACAAGGCAACGGAAGGAAAAGAGUGGGUAACUAAACCUCCACCUUAUUCCAAUGGGCAAUUUCCAAUGGUAACAGGACGGGUGGACAUAAGCGGUGAAGUAGAACUAACAGAAGGGAGAGAGGGGGCUGUCUCACCUGGAUCAACAGGGGCGCCCACUCACUCAACGGAGAGCAGAAAGAGAACGACUGAGAAAAAUCCAAGCUCAGAGGAAGUCUUCAAUUGUUAUGAAGGCUUGAGAGAAACCCUGGCUGCAAUGGAAAUGGGAGAAAAUGAAAAAACAGGACCGCUAACAAUGGGGAAAAUAAAUGGAAAAAAGGUAGAAUGCUUUAAGAAAGGUUUGGAGGCACUAGCAGACUACCACGCAAGACAGAGUCUCUGCAGUAUGGGAGAGGAAGAAGAAGAGAGUGACCAACACUGUAGAGAGUAUGAAAUUCAAAAAUCAAAGAUACUGGAAGAAUGCGAGGAGAUAAGAGAAAAAAUAAGAGCACAGCAACAGGAGAGAGAUCAAAACUGGGCUUUACAUGAGAGCAUGAGAAAUGAGCCUGCAACUUGUAGGAAGGCCUUAGGAAAAGAACCUGGUUACUAUAAAGGCCAGCUUCCAAUCCUAAUAAAAGGCACUCAGGGACACUACACGCCAUGGGCUACGCAGGACCUGGAGGGGUUGGUUAUCCGUCUGCCAGAUCUGAAUGAAGGAGCGGGUAAAUGGAUCAGAACCUUUGAAGAACAUACUGUGGGGAAAUUACUGGCGGUGGGCGACAUAAGGGCACUACUGGCCAGGGUGACGAGCAUGCGUACUAUGGGAGAGAUCAUGCAGGACGGGGGCAUCGAUGGCGCAAAUGGGGGAGUGAUGAAUGAUGGACUACUGUUCAACAGAUACAGACCAGCCAUCUGGCGAGCCUUGAGGGAAGCAUAUCCCACAAAAGUGGAUCCUAAAGCACUGAGGGGCGAAGCCAUUGGAGCCACAGAAAACCCAGCCACCUACCUACAUGGACAGCUGAAAAGGUGGAGGAUGGAAACAGAACAAGACCCUGAGGGCAAUGAACUGAUGACAACUAUGUUCCGAAAUUCAAUAAUAGAAGCCAUGCCCCAGCCGGUAAAGAGCAGGCUGGAGGAUGUGGUGGGACUUACAUCAAAACCCUACAGGGAAUUCUGUGACCACGUGGUUCAUGCGGUGGAAAAACACAGGAAGGAUGAACAGAGACAGAUGGAACAAGGAAAAGAUAUUCAGAGAAGGCUGACCCAAUUGCAGUUGGAUGAGCUAACCAACAGAGGGAAAAAGAAGGUCCAAGCAGCUGUCACGACCCCUGGGCCAGAGAUGGGAACAAUGGCUGCUGUCUCCCCAGGAGAGCCACAGCUGUUCGGCCCUGGGCGGGCCCAAGUGUCCACUGCACCGCCAGUAGUAAAUGUGUAUACACAGCCCCCGAAUUGGAAUGGUGGGAAAAAACAUCAGAAAAACGUACAAUCUGAUAAAAGCAAGGGAACUGUGGAUUCUAGAGGGCCGCCUGGCACCUGUUGGGGUUGUAGGCAAACAGGACACAACAGGAGAGAAUGCCCUACACACCCGUGGCAGGAUCGGACUGGGGGAAAUAGAAAUAGCAGACCACCACCGGCGAGUAGUGCUCCGACCCACGAACCAAAUCUGAAUGGGUGGAAUCCAAACAAUGACUGGCGAGGCGACCCUAACCAGCCCUCGGGCCCUGUGAACUCAUGGUCAGGGCCUAACCAACCCUCAGGCCCUGUAAACUCAUGGUCAGGGCCCAAUCAACGCUACUAGGGAUGCCCAGGGAAUCCUAGGGGGAAGGGUCAGUUUCCAAUAUUAACAACAAAAGCUGACCAAGAACCUAUACUGCAGGUUCAGAUAGAAAACAGAGGCACACCCAUGAUGAUAGAUACUGGAGCCACUUACACAUGUGUAAGUCCACACUAUGCCUCUCAUCUCCCCAUGUCGGGCAAAUAUGCCAAAACAAUAGGAUUCUCGGGACAUACGCAGUUAAUUCCAAUGACCGCUCCAGUUCGUCUAACAGCUGACGGCAAAUCUGCUACAAUUCCAAUUUUAGUGUCAGAUCAAACACCAAUUAAUUUACUAGGUAGAGAUGCACUAUGUAAAAUGGGUUUACAAAUCAAAUGUUCUCCGGAUGGAGUGAUACUUGAAAGAACAGGAUUACAAUUACCAGUGAUAGGUGCAGAAGGGACGGCUAAUGUGUAUUGGCUAGGAGGCAUUGAAUCAGACGUAGAUAGAACUGUAAGGAAAUGGGGUAAAUUCAUUCAGGCCCAAAUACCUAAAGCAGUUAGAGCUAAAUCUGAAUAUCAUUGUACAAUGCAAUUUGACCCACACCAGGACCCAUUAUUAGAACAACUCUGGGUUAUGGGGGCAAAUGGACAGAAAGCACCCAUAAUGUCACAGUAUAUUAUCAUUGGAAAACAAGGAGCUGCAAUGAAUGUGAUGGACGGAGACGGGUCUGAAUUUGUGCAGAAAUGGUUCAAUGUCUCAGACUCCGUCCCUCACAUUACAUUGUUGGUAAAUCAGGGCUACACAUCUAAAGAUCUAGGACCAAUGAUGAGGGAAGUUAAGAAAAAGAAAUGGGACAAAACAGACAAUCCACUAAUCUUUCAUUCUAAGGAUAAAUCAUUUAUCAAAAUAGUUACCACUACUAUGUUGAUUGGUGAUCCAAGGGAGAUAGAGGUUAGUGCAGGCCAGCAAGUGGUGCUAGGUGAAGGACUAGGGUUAAUCAGUGAACUUAGAGAAGAGAUGGAGAAAAUUAUACCAACCAAGGUAUGGUCGCAACACGACACAGAUGUCGGGUUAGUCAAAUCUGCUAGUCCCGUCUGUGUAAAGAUAAAACCCGACGCCAAACUACCAUGGAAAGCCCAGUAUCCUAUGAAGCCUGAGGCUGAAGAAGGCAUAAGAUCAACAAUAGAAGGACUGAUCAGGGCAGGUGUAUUGAUAGAGAUGCCCAGCUGCUGCAAUACACCUUUGUUACCUGUCCUUAAAGCCGAUGGUAAAAGAUGGAGACUGGUCCAUGAUUUGAGAGCAGUAAAUGACAUAGCUCAGGAUUGCCCUGCUGAAGUCCCGAACCCACACACACUGCUGACCAAUGUUCCCCCGGAUGCCAAAUACUUCACGGUUAUCGACCUAUGUGGAGCGUUUUUUAGUAUACCCCUGGCGGAGGAGUGCAGACAUCUGUUUGCAUUUAGAUAUGGGGGUAAAACUCUGUCUUACACGAGGACCCCACAAGGUUUUAAGCACAGUCCGCAUUUGUUCAAUCAAAUAUUGAGGGCUGAUUUGGAGGAAUUAAUGCUAGAUGGCACAUUGAUUCAAUAUGUGGAUGACCUGUUGAUCUGUGCCUCGACUUUGGAACAAUGUCAUUCUGACUCACUUAAAGUACUACAGCGACUAGCUGAGGGGGGACACAAAGUUUCUAGAACAAAACUACAGUACUGUCAACCUCAAGUUGAGUACUUAGGGAGAACAAUAGCUCAUGGGACUAAAGCCAUAGCUCCAGGACAGUUAGAAGGUAUCAGUAAAGCACCCCUGCCACAAACGGUAGCUCAAAUGAUGACCUUUUUGGGAAUGACAGGGUUCAGCUCAGAUUGGAUAGAGGAGUAUGUAGUCAAAACAGCUCCUCUGAGAGAAAUAAUGAAAGAAGCGGGACAGCUUAACCUCAGAGCAAAACUAGAUUGGAAUACGGAUGCGUUAGUUGCUUUCGAAACACUCAAGAAAGAGAUGCAGACAGCUCCAGCUUUAGCAACUCCCGAUUACACCAAACCAUUCUUGUUAUAUGUAGCAAACAGGUGUGACAACUAUGCAGCAGCCGUUCUUAUGCAAGAAUCAUGUAGUGGUAGGAAGAAACAACCAAUUGCCUAUUAUAGCUCUAAACUAGAUCCGGUAGCCCAGGGAUACCCACCGUGCUAUCAAGGAUUGGCAGCGUUGCAUUACGCAUAUGACAAAGCGUCAACAAUAACCAUGGGGUACCCUGUGGUUAUCAGCACUCAUCAUAAAAUUGUGGAGUUAAUAGAGCAGGGAAAAUUUGUGCUAACAAAUGCAAGGACAAUGGACUAUAUGAGCUUACUUACGUAUCCAGAUGUUCUCAUUAAAAGAUGCAGCACUGUGAAUCCAGCGGAAAGGGUUCCGUUCGAUUUCGAAGGAGAAGCACACGAUUGUGUAGCCGAGGCUCUAACAUUUACCAAAUUGCGCCCUGACUUAGAAUCUAUUCCUUUAAUAGAUCAUGAGGGAGAUAAUCUGGAAAGUUACUUUGUAGAUGGUUCUUGUUUUAAGGAUUAUACAGGUAAUCAUGCAGGGUUUGCGGUAGUCAAACACGAAGGGAAAACCUUUACUGAAGAAAUACUUGAACAUUGUCCUCAACCGUGCUCAGCACAGUUAGCUGAAUUACAGGCUUUGACAGCAGCAUGUGUACUAGGAAGGGGUAAAACAGUUAACAUCUAUACUGAUUCCGCAUACGCGCACGGUGUAUGCCAUUUGUUUGGUGCAGUAUGGAAACAGAGAGGGUUUAAAAAGAGUGAUGGAACUCCCAUCCAACAUCACGCACAAAUUGUUAAGUUAAUGACAGCAUUAAUGUAUCCUCGGAAACUAGCAAUAAUCAAAUGUCAAGCGCAUAAAAAAGGUAAUGAUUUUGUCAUUAGGGGCAAUAAUGCAGCUGAUGAAGCGGCCAAAAAAGCAUCUAAGUGUGUUGUCCCUAUUCUCAUUGCACCAUUGAUGGACAUGGUUGCUAUUGCACCAAUCACAUCUCCUGCUGAGCUAAUUCAAAUUCAGGCUCAGGCUGGAAUUACUGAACAGACCACCUGGUUACAGAGGGGGGCUUCUGUAGACAGACAUGGGAUAUGGAGAACACAUGAUGGUGCCAUAUUAGCCACCACCGCUCUCUUGACGCUACUUAUCAAUGAUGCACAUGAUAUUGAUCAUUGUGCAAGGGGGGAGGUGAUAAGAAAAAUCAAAAAACAAGGUUUCUGGUCGCCAUAUCUACAAGCAACAGUAGAUGAGAUUUUGUCAAAAUGUGAAAUAUGUGCAAAAAACAACAUACGUAAAGGUAUAACUACGCCGAUAGGUCACAUACCGGUCCCAGAAGGACCGUUUAGACACAUUGUGAUGGACUAUGUAGAUAUGAUAAAACCUGUACGGGGUAAAAGGUACAUGUUAGUCAUCAUAGACAGGUUCAGUAGAUGGGUAGAAGCAAUACCGUCGGCGGAUCAGGGGUCAGGAACAGUGGUUAAAUUCUUGUCAACAGAAGUCAUUCCCCGGUUUGGGAUUCCAUCCGAAAUCAGCUCAGACAAUGGUUCGGCGUUUAUACAAAAAGUUGUAAAAACAAUAAUACAGCAGCUAAGAAUGAAACAAAGAUUGGGGUGUGUCUAUCAUCCACAAUCGCAGGGGAUGGUCGAAAGGGUUAAUGGGACCCUGAAAAACAAGAUAACAAAGAUCUGUAGAUCUACAGGACUCAAUUGGGUAGAUGCGUUGCCGCUUGCACUAAUGAGUUGUCGCAUGGAAACUAACAGAAACACGCAUCUCUCACCGCAUGAAAUGCUUACGGGUCGACCCAUGCCAAUACCAAUGUUAGGAGGACUAUACAAAGGUCCCUCUUUAGACAUAUUGCAGAGUGAGUUGAAAUCGUAUGUGAUGUAUCUAACCAAAAUACACAAAGCCAUAUACUUACAGGAGAAAAAGACGGUGCCAGAGGCAGGUCCGGAAGGACCUCCCCCAGUGGUUCCAGGAGAUCUGGUCUACGUUCGAGUGUUCCGGAGGAAGUGGGAUCAGCCGAGGAGAGAAGGACCAUACGAGGUGGCAGCAGCCACCAACACGGCCGUCCAAGUGAAAGGAAGCAAGACGUGGUACCAUCUAAACCACUGCACCCGAGUCCCGACGGAGAGAAGGAUACAACCCUACAGAGAUGAGGACGCAGAGGAUGCUGAUUCACCAGGCAGGAGCCCGGAGGGAGCAGGAGCAGCGGAAACGAUCAAAGCACCAGAGAGUAAUCAGGAAAAGGGCAGACCAGAUACAAGCCAAGAUACGAAAAGCGCGCCAACUAACGCACUCAGAAGAAGUAUCAGGGGAAAAGAGACUGAAAAGAAAAGAGACAAACAACCAAAGCCUCUUCCAGCAGGGCCUGAAAGCCCGGAAAUGGGGGGGGGUGACAUGCCUGUUACUCCUGAUGACAUACCUGUUGGGGCAGACCUUGUUGACGGGAGCCCUCUACAGUGGGACCCCGAGGUAUCACCUGAAGAAUGGGAACAUCUCUUCCCUGAAAUGGACGCCUUCCCAGAUGGAAGCCCAGCUCGGACUGAGGAGGGAACAACGGGCGGAGAAAGUGGAGGAGAAACCUCACCAGGAACAACAGGUGAAGAAAGCGGAGGAGAAGCCUCACCAAGAGCAGAAGGGGAGAUCUUGCAAGGAAAAACGGUCCUGCAGGAUGAAAGAAAUGGGGAUUUCCCCACGAUUGACUUUUCAGCUCUUACCUGGUCUCCAUAAUGAACAAUUGAAAUUAGGAGCACAACAGAACAAUGACCACGACAGAGCAAGAGCAAUCGAGGACAAGAUGAAGACAAUGCACUCACACAUGACCAAGAUGAAUGAUAAAAACAGGAAGAGAAGAGAGGAACCGGUCGAACAAGGAGAAAAGACAGGACGUUUGGACAGGUUUAAAUUUUCUGUUCCGCCCCAACUUCUAACUGAACCAGGGGAACAGAGAACAGUUUCGGUAUGGAAGAAGAAACCACUACCAGAGGAGCCACUCUGUGGAUGGACACAUCAUAUGAUAAAGGGAGAAGUUAUAUGGGACCCUAAAGGUUGUGACCUGAUAUUAACCAAAUAUGAGGAAGGCUGGGAGUUUAUCAUGAACAAGAUAACACCAGCAGAAGGUGAAGAAUUUGAAAUUGAAAUAGCAAGAACAGGACUGACCGAAGGAAACAGUUACAAACAUGUCAAAUUGGGUCCCACGCCAGCACCUGAGCAAGAACAGCUUGUAACAACCAAAGUGACGACGACAACGAUAGCAGCGGCUGUAACAACCACGGUGGCGGCUGCUGUGACGACCACAGCAACUACCACCAAGAUGACAUCAACUGCCCUUGCCAAGCAGACCACGGUGACCAUAAAGACACCUGUAACACCAGAACCAAAAGGAUUCUUUAAUGAGAUUUGGAACUUUCUGACAAACUCUAAUGACUUACCUCAAGACAAGAACAAUGCAAAGAUGACGGACAUAGGUAUAUCAGACUCAGAACCAUUCAAGGACACUAUGCAGGAGGAAGAAGUGAAGAACGAAUGGUACAAAUGGGCUAAGUAUACGGCAAACAAACACAGAAUGGACAAUUGUAUUCUGUGUAGUAAAUCACCUUUGUCGGAUCUCAUGAUAGUUCCUGAACCAGCAUCAUUUAAAAACUGUGCCAAUUGGAAGAAUGAUCAUUGUACCAAGACAAAGUAUUCUAUUCCCUUGUGUGACAUAGAAUGUAGGAUUGCUCAGGGGAGCACUAGAGGCAGAAUCAUGUUGAACGAGACUAGGUUGGGAAACAAUGACUGUGCUGCGUAUGACAUUAAAACUGAAUCAAAUGGACUCAAUUUAGACAUAAGUACUGUGGUUAAAGGAAAAUAUGAAUGUUUUUACAGCUAUAACACCGAAGGAAUAAAUGUCGGAAACACCACUGUAGAAUGUGAUACUAUUUGGAUACUAGAGACGGCAGGGGUUCGUAGAAGCACAGAUAAAGGGUUGAUUGUAAAUAGAAAAGGAGUGUGUGGUACAAUAACCCAGGUUGCGCCGUCCCUCACUAUGCUGAAGAAUCAGGAUAGAGGUAUUGCAGAUAGUUUCUGGAUGUGUGGGAAAAACAAAUUAAUGAAUGUACUGCCAGAUGGAUGGAUUGGUCUCUGUGCUUUAGUUAGAGCAAUUCAACAGGUUACCAUUAUAAAAUCACCUCAUGACGACUAUGUUAAAUUUAGAGUUAAAAGGGCGUAUGAGAAGGACCCUGAGGUAUACCUUGAUGCAAUUGGACAACCUAGGGGAGUACCUCAGGAGUUCAAGGCAAGAGAUGAAGUUAAAUCUGGAUUCGAAUCGAUAUUUUUGUGGGUUACACCGAAUAAGAACUUAGAGUGGAUUAAUUAUAUUUACUAUAACCAGCAGAGAUUCAUUAACUAUACUGACUCAGCUCUAACGGCGUUGGGGGAACAGGUGCAGGCUACCAGCAAAAUGACUUGGCAAAAUAGACAGGCUCUCAAUUGGCUUUUGGCGGAGAAGGGUGGAGUCUGUGUUAUGUUUGGGGAUGAUUGUUGUACCUUUAUUCCUAACAACACAGCGCCUAACGGAUCCUUUGCACUUGCUAUGAAUAGACUUAAAGGGUUACGAACAGAGGUAAAGGCUAAUGCUGGGUUUGAUUCCCAUGUUUGGGACUGGCUGGAUCUAGCAUUGGGUAAAUGGGGAGCUAUGUUUGCUAGGAUGGCCAUUAUGCUGGGCGGAGGAUUAGUGGCUCUAGGUAUCGUAUUUUGUUGUGUUUUACCUUUGGUAAAAUCACUUGUGAUCCAAACAACGGUCAAACAGAUGUCGAUAGGUAGAGCUAACCUUCCUGUGGUAGUUGAUCCUGUACCUGGAAGCCCAGGCCAUUAUACAGAUAGAUAUGGACAAGCAUGUAAUGCAGCUGGUGGGCCUCUUGACUGCCCUUUUGGUAAUCCUAACUGUCUGUUUGGAGUAGUCCCUGGAGGUGGUUAUGCUUGCCAUGGUUUUCGAAAAGAUGGUCUACCUGUUUAUGCUAUAUCCCCAGAGUCAGAAGAAUGUCCACUGGUACAUGUCCAUGAAGCGUGUCACUUGGGCAAUAAUUGUAAGUGGUGCACUAAGUAUAAUGAGGAGGGUCAUAAUCAUUACGGAGAUCCUCUGUUUUGUGCAAAAUGUCAAAGAGGAGAUUGUGAUAUUUGUAGCAAAGAGGAUUGUACUCCUAUGUAAGGAUUUCAUAUACCUAUUUACUUAUGGCCGUGUAUGUUCGUUUGUUUGGUUGUGAUUUUAAAAUAGGUAUAUCGAUGAAUAUAUCUGAUUUCCUUUAAUUCAAGUUAGUUUUGCCUUCUACAAUUAAGUUAUUUCAAAACAUGUUAGGUAACAGAGGGUAUCCGGUUACAAGUGUCUACGGACCAUGUCCUUAAUCUUCUAACAAAGGUUGGUAUCAUUGAUAACACAUUGUUAGAGAGGUGUCUGCGAGGGAGGAUCAUGAUUGAAAACUUAAUGUUAGAAUGUUGUUGUGUCAUUUUUCUUUUGAAACUGCAUGUAGGCCUAUUAUUUUCUUAUAUUCAAGUAUUAUUUUCUUAUAUUCAAGUAUUAUUUCUUAUAUUCAAGUAUUAUUUUAUUAUAUUCCAGUACUAUUGUUGUCUAUUCCAGUAGUAUUUUUAUGGCUUCUUAUAUUCUUCUUAUGUUAGUCUUAUUGUUUUAUUUUUUUGUAGUUUUACACAUAACUGAGACAACCUCAGGCAAGGCUAUGUACCUACAUGCUCAUGCUUCACCAUAAUGUUACAUGUAUUUUUCCUUAUUAUUUCUUACCUAGUUAGAUCUUUUACUCUUCUGCAUAACUAAGAGAUGUUUGGUCUAGUUGGUUUUUUUGUCAAUGUUUAUUAUUGAAUCUUUUACUCUCAGUUUCAUUUUCAUGAUUUGGAGUUGAUUGGUCCAGGUUGUUUGAAUGAUUUCUUGUAUUUUUAUUUUUGUGUGGGGCUAAUUAGCCCCAGAGGAGGGAUUUGUGGGAGUAAAAAGAACACAUGGGCACGUAGGGAGAAUUGGAUACACUAAAGCAAAAGGAGACACAUAGCCUAUUGACCUAUUUGUGGGAAUAAAUAGAACACAUAGGCACUUAGGGAGAAUUGGAUACACUAAGUAAGAGGAGACACAUAGCCUAUUGACCUAUUGUGGGAGUAAAUAGAACACAUAGGCAUGUAGGGAGAAUUGGAUACACUGAAAGGGGACAUAUAGAUAGCUGACAAAAAUACACACACAUGGGAACCAUAAGUUAAGUGCAGGGACACUAAUUCACUAAAAGGGAACACACAGAUGGCUGACAAAAAUACACACACAUGAGAACCAUAGGUUAAGUGCAGGGCCAAAGAACAGGCCUAUAGAAUAACCAGACGCAUGCUAUUUUUUUUAGGACGAAGCAAGAAUCCUGCCACCAUUAUAAACUAACCAAAAGAAGAUGUGGGCGUUAUUGGGCGUGAACAAGCAGGAAGCCUAGACUGAAAGAUAAUGGUGGCAGAUGGAUAGGGGAAAUAUGUCUAUUUACAUAUGGGAUGGACGUAUAUGCUGUAUGUGUAUAAAUAUGAGGGCCAGGGCUCUGGGAAGCGGGGUGUGCUCCGCGGACCAUCCUGGCUGGCAAUACUCUUGUAUUAAAAGCCUGAUUGAUUUCACAA
Oncorhynchus mykiss (rainbow trout) is the source of this 10711-nucleotide messenger RNA. The record is from RefSeq and is a predicted model, not a curated record. NCBI's taxonomy places the organism in Eukaryota, Metazoa, Chordata, Actinopteri, Salmoniformes, Salmonidae.